Molecule: messenger RNA, 2475 nt
Organism: Penicillium samsonianum
Lineage: Eukaryota; Fungi; Ascomycota; Eurotiomycetes; Eurotiales; Aspergillaceae
Product: serine/threonine-protein kinase
Exons: 6
Coding region: 1-2475 (824 amino acids)
Biological process (GO): intracellular signal transduction; protein phosphorylation
Cellular component (GO): cytoplasm
Molecular function (GO): ATP binding; protein serine/threonine kinase activity
Source: RefSeq, a predicted model, not a curated record
AUGAAUGGGAAUGUGGCAACCCCUAUGUCGGAUCUAUCCGCAGAUCCCUCUAUCGCCUCACUCGAGGGUAUAGACGAUGUGCGGCCCCAGGCGAGCAGAGUUGGGUCUACUGCAUCCUAUGACAGUUCUGGGAGGCACCGACGACGAAACCCAAGAGCAAGGCGUCCGGUGAAGGAAACACUGGACGCCCGCUCCGAGUAUUAUACGAGUCAAGAUGACGGUACUGCGGAACAUCGCAUCAACCAGUAUGUGAUCAAGCAGGAAAUCGGACGUGGAUCAUUCGGAGCUGUCCAUCUGGCUGCAGAUCAGUUUGGCAAUGAAUAUGCAGUCAAGGAAUUCUCCAAGUCCAGACUAAGGAAACGUGCGCAGUCACAUCUGUUGCGAAGACCGCGAGGUCCGAUUCGGCCAGGAACAGAUUUCAACUCGCCGUUACAUCGGCAUCCUUCCGGUGACGAUAAGGAGAUCGGAAAGAAUCCUUUAUAUCUGAUCAAAGAGGAAAUUGCAAUCAUGAAGAAACUCAACCAUAACAAUCUGGUGUCAUUGAUCGAGGUAUUGGACGAUCCGACAGAGGACUCAUUAUAUAUGGUAAUGGAAAUGUGCAAGAAGGGUGUUGUCAUGAAGGUCGGGCUGGAAGAGAAAGCAGAUCCGUAUGAUGAUGAGCAAUGUCGAUGUUGGUUCCGUGAUCUGAUCUUGGGAAUCGAGUAUCUGCAUUCGCAGGGCAUUGUCCAUCGAGACAUAAAGCCGGACAACUGUCUGGUGACCAACGACGACCUGCUGAAAGUGGUCGACUUUGGUGUAUCAGAGAUGUUCGAAAAAGAUUCGGACAUGUUCACUGGCAAGUCAGCUGGGUCACCAGCAUUUCUCCCGCCAGAGCUGUGCGUGGUCAAACAUGGCGAUGUAUCCGGAAGGGCGACGGAUAUCUGGUCCAUGGGGGUAACUCUAUAUUGUCUGCGAUAUGGAAGGCUGCCAUUUGAGAAGCAGAGCAUCUUCGAGCUGUAUGAUAGUAUCAGAGGAGAUCCCCUGGUCUACGAAGAAGAGUCAGAUGAAGUAUUCAAAGAUUUGAUAAGUCGGAUUCUCGAGAAAGAUCCAGAGAAACGCAUCGACAUGUUUGGUUUACGAGAACACCCCUGGGUAACGAAGGAUGGAACGGACCCUUUGCUGUCAUUUGAGGAGAACACGUCCCAAAUCAUUGAGCCGCCGACAGAGGAGGAGAUGAACUCGGCCAUUACAACAAACAUGGGACAUCUUAUGACCGUGAUGAAAGCUGUCAAAAGAUUCAAGCGACUAACAGAUCCCACCAAAUCACAAUCCCCCAUUCAAAGUACCUUCGGUGGGAGCAUUCUGGGUGGAGAUCACGAUGCCUACUUGGUCGAGCCACCAAUGGAAAUGGACCCAGACGAACCCUUUCCGUCAGUGGGAGCGGCUCCACAAACACACGACAUCCACGGCUUGCGUGCAGGCGUGCGCAAGGGCUUCGGCCGGCGUCCUUUUGCCGGAUUCCGAGACGAUUCCGGAGUCCUCGGGUCUAGCGAUUCAGCCAGCUUUUCAUCCCGGCCGGAGUACAGCCCGAACAGCAGCAAAAGGCCGAGCGGCGUGUUCGAGUCCGAGCGAAAAGACUCCGGGUCCAUCCGCAGCUGGGGGUCCCCGGCUCAACCGGAUAUUGGCCACGAAGCUCAACCCCACUCUCAAUCCGCAUCACCUCAUAUUCCCCUCUCGCGAGCAAGCUCGGAUAGAACUAAGCGCAGCCUGGAGGGGACAAGAGGGCAUGCCCGUGAUCCGCUGGAGGAGGAGUUUCCCUACCUCUUCAUUGGCCCAUCUACAUACAACGGCUCCUCGCAGCAGGAAUCCAUUGAUAUGCAAACUAGUGACGAACCGGCGUCUAUCUUUCAAGAGCCGGAAUAUUCAAUGGAUCAUUCUGACCAGAUGGAGGACGACGAGCCGGUACAGUUCGUUAGUGAAUCGCCCGGCGCUGCGGAUUUCAAUAUCUACGAGACAGCGUACAGGAAGGAACUAGACCGCAUCAAGGACAACCUGAAGGACCGCGAUACCGGCCCGAAGGUGUACCUGACUCGCCUCAUUGAGAAAAACAGCGACGAAGUGAUGAAACUGGCCAGAGAGAAGGAAUUGAAUCUUCAAAUUGAGAAUCAGUUCACCCCUUCUGCUCUGUCGAGAACACCCUCAGGGUUCGGGUCUGCGGUUGAUGCGCUGCGCUCGCAGAUGCUGCAGAAAAGGCACGCUGAGGAGUCAGUGGAGCGGGGUGGUGGUGCAAGUAAAGAUAAUGAUUCUUCGCAGAACCGCGAGUUUCACCCUCAUCCUCCGAAACGCCUGUCGGUUUCAUCCCAAUCUAUACCAGAGCCUGAACCCUCUUCUCUAGAGGCGACGGGUGUGUCGUCUACAGAGGGGAGCGGUGCUUCCAAAGCACAGCUGCAGCGAAUUCUUGAUCGAGUCCGUGGAAAUUCUAGUGGUGCAGAGUGA